This is a messenger RNA of Puma concolor (puma), 1773 nucleotides long. The record is from RefSeq and is a predicted model, not a curated record. Lineage: Eukaryota; Metazoa; Chordata; Mammalia; Carnivora; Felidae.
AUGACCUUGCACAAUAACAGUACAACCUCGCCUUUGUUUCCAAACAUCAGCUCCCCCUGGGUACACGGCCCCUCGGAUGCAGGGCUGCCCCCAGGAACGGCCACCCACUUUGGCAGCUACAACAUUUCUCGAGCAGCUGGGAACUUCUCCUCUCCCAAUGGCACCACCAAUGACCCUCUGGGAGGUCACACCAUCUGGCAAGUGGUCUUCAUCGCCUUCUUGACGGGCGUGCUGGCCUUAGUGACCAUCAUCGGCAACAUCCUGGUGAUAGUGGCCUUUAAGGUCAACAAGCAGCUAAAGACCGUCAAUAACUACUUCCUCUUAAGUCUGGCCUGUGCUGAUCUGAUUAUUGGGGUCAUUUCAAUGAAUCUGUUUACUACCUACAUCAUCAUGAACCGAUGGGCUUUAGGGAACUUGGCCUGUGACCUCUGGCUCUCCAUCGACUACGUGGCCAGCAACGCCUCGGUCAUGAAUCUUCUGGUCAUCAGCUUCGACAGGUACUUUUCCAUCACGCGGCCACUCACAUACCGAGCCAAACGAACCACAAAAAGAGCCGGCGUGAUGAUAGGUCUGGCUUGGGUCAUCUCCUUCAUCCUUUGGGCCCCCGCCAUCUUGUUCUGGCAGUACUUUGUUGGGAAGAGAACUGUGCCCCCAGGGGAGUGCUUCAUUCAGUUCCUCAGCGAGCCCACCAUCACCUUCGGCACGGCCAUCGCUGCCUUCUACAUGCCUGUCACCAUCAUGACUAUUUUAUACUGGAGGAUCUACAAGGAAACUGAAAAACGCACCAAAGAGCUCGCCGGCCUGCAAGCCUCGGGGACAGAAGCAGAGGCGGAAAACUUUGUCCACCCCACAGGCAGCUCUCGAAGCUGCAGCAGCUAUGAGCUUCAACAGCAAAGUAUGAAACGCUCGGCCAGGAGGAAGUACGGACGCUGUCACUUCUGGUUCGCCACCAAGAGUUGGAAGCCCAGUGCCGAGCAGAUGGACGCAGACCACAGCAGUAGCGACAGCUGGAACAACAACGACGCUGCUGCCUCCCUGGAAAACUCAGCCUCCUCCGACGAGGAGGACAUCGGCUCCGAGACGAGGGCCAUCUACUCCAUCGUGCUCAAGCUUCCCGGCCACAGCACCAUCCUCAACUCCACCAAAUUACCCUCAUCGGACAACCUGCGGGUGCCUGACGAGGAGCUGGGGGCGCCGGACUUGGAGAGGAAGGCCAGCAAACUGCAGACCCAGAAGAGCGUGGACGAUGGAGGCAGUUUCCAGAAAAGCUUCUCCAAGCUUCCCGUCCAGUUAGAGUCAGCCGUGGACACAGCCAAGACCUCUGAGGCCGACUCCUCAGUGGGUAAGGCCACGGCCACCCUCCCCCUGUCCUUCAAGGAAGCCACUCUGGCCAAGAGGUUUGCUCUGAAGACCAGAAGUCAGAUCACCAAGCGGAAGCGGAUGUCCCUCAUCAAGGAGAAGAAGGCGGCCCAGACCCUCAGCGCCAUCUUGCUUGCCUUCAUCAUCACCUGGACCCCCUACAAUAUUAUGGUUCUGGUGAACACCUUUUGUGACAGCUGCAUCCCCAAAACCUAUUGGAAUCUGGGCUACUGGCUGUGCUAUAUCAACAGCACCGUGAACCCCGUGUGCUAUGCCCUGUGCAACAAAACAUUCAGAACCACUUUCAAGAUGCUGCUCUUGUGCCAGUGCGACAAACGCAAGAGGCGCAGGCAGCAGUAUCAGCAGAGACAGUCAGUGAUCUUCCACAAGCGCGUGCCCGAGCAGGCCUCGUAG